AUGAGCAAGCCAGCGAGCCGCCUUCUGGCGACAACUAUCCGACAGACUUCACAAUGGCAAGGUAGCAGCAACAUACGCCUGCCGAUCCGCUCAUUCAGCCAGACAUGUCGACGAUUCGCCGAUGAACCUGGCUCAAAUCCUCCCCCAUCCGUGGCAGGCACGCCUUCCGGUGCUCAAACAUCUGCUUCACCAGCUUCCCAAGCACAGCGACGCUCGGCGCCAACACCCGGCUUCAGCAGCCUUUCCGAUCUCAGCGCCUCUCUCGCCGGCUCGCGUCCCUCACGGAUCGGCGGCCAGCAGCUCGCUCAAGAUGCCAUUGCUCGGGCACGCAACCAGCCGACUGCCCAGGAAGUUUUGCUGUCGUCUUCGGAGGAGCUGAUUGACAAGGACAAUUGGUGGCAGCACGAGGAACCCUUCCACUUCCACAUCUACAGCCACAAGCACAACACGCACAUUACAGUCACCAAGCCUGACCGGAACGCCAUCAUCUCUGUCAGCACCGGUAACAUUGGGUUCAAGCGGUCAAAGAGGGGCACCUACGAUGCUGCCUACCAGCUGUCUGCACAUGUGAUAGACAAGCUCAACCAGGGCAACUGGCACAAGAAGAUUCACAAGCUCGAGGUGGUUCUCCGAGGCUUCGGCCAUGGCCGAGAGGCCUCGACAAAGGUGUUGCUAGGAAACGAGGGCAAGUUCUUGAGGCCAAAGAUCGUAGCAGUCAGUGAUGCGACCAGAUUGAAGUUUGGUGGUACCAGGAGUCGCAAGCCCAGACGUCUGGGUUGA
Messenger RNA from Pestalotiopsis fici W106-1, 780 nucleotides. RefSeq lists its product as uncharacterized. Gene Ontology annotation, molecular function: mRNA 5'-UTR binding; structural constituent of ribosome; small ribosomal subunit rRNA binding. Gene Ontology annotation, cellular component: ribosome; mitochondrial small ribosomal subunit. Bases 1 to 780 code for a protein of 259 amino acids. Gene Ontology annotation, biological process: ribosomal small subunit assembly; translation; maturation of SSU-rRNA from tricistronic rRNA transcript (SSU-rRNA, 5.8S rRNA, LSU-rRNA). Lineage: Eukaryota; Fungi; Ascomycota; Sordariomycetes; Amphisphaeriales; Sporocadaceae. The transcript has a single exon. The record is from RefSeq and is a predicted model, not a curated record.